Aricia agestis (brown argus) is the source of this 6146-nucleotide messenger RNA. RefSeq names its product nascent polypeptide-associated complex subunit alpha, muscle-specific form-like. The record is from RefSeq and is a predicted model, not a curated record. The transcript has 14 exons. Gene Ontology annotation, molecular function: protein binding. The coding region runs from base 171 to 5495 and encodes 1774 amino acids. Gene Ontology annotation, cellular component: chromosome; nucleus. Gene Ontology annotation, biological process: regulation of mitotic nuclear division; regulation of chromosome segregation. Lineage: Eukaryota; Metazoa; Arthropoda; Insecta; Lepidoptera; Lycaenidae.
GUGACGCCAUUUUUCAAUUUGUAGUUGUGGUGUGUGGCAAUCCAUGAUAAUUUUGCCUUUAGAAAGACAUUUUCGUGUAUUGAAUUGUGUGAAUCAAUAAAUAAAUAAGGAUUUGCAAGAAGUGUAUUAUGAAAUUUAGUUUACACGCCGCAGAAUCUCCCUGACUAAAAAUGUCGGGUGGUCGGCUGGUGGUGUUGGAUCGUCAGGGUCGGGAUGUGAAGUAUUACCCGCUGAAGGAGGGGCUGGCUACCCUCGGCAGUGAUCCCAUCUGCGACAUUCGGUUCAUGCUUCCUACAGUCAGCGCCCAUCAUGCUACUAUCUCUGUUCACACUAACCAGUGUGUAGUGCAUGCAGUGGGCACAGAUCCGACACUGGUCAAUGGAACGGUAGUCAGCGUGGCUGCUCUUCGUCACGGUGAUGAAAUAUCAGUUGGCGGACGUCGACUUCGUUGGGAGUACAAUGAUCCAUCACAGAAACGAGUGACACCAGUGGUUACUAUGCCUGCGUUGGCGCGUCGUUCGACAGGCAAGCGGAACGCCCGUCGGCGUGUCACUACGGGCUCGGGAAAACCGGCACUCGUGCCGCCGCUGCGGGCCUCCAUGCCGGCGCGGGAUUGGCGCAGUGGUGACGCCUCAUCAUCCAGCAGUGGCAAGCAGGUGGCAAUUGUUCAGCCAUGGGGAAAGGAUACAAAUAAUCAGAAUGAUUCAAUAAACAAGUCUGCGACCAAAGGAAAACGAACAAGGUCUCUACGGCUUGAUGAUUCUGCAGACUUGGAAGAGCAACCUAAAAGGCGCUGGGCUUCUCUCGGCGGCGGCGACUCGGCGACGAAGGCGUCACUGUGGUGCGAGUCGCGACGCGCCCCGCGACGCACUCCACUCAAGAUACACGAUCCACCAGGCGUCGAUCACACGAAACAGGCCGCGCUGAUGUUGAUGACGGGACACACGCCGAAGCCGAAAGAGACACCUCGGGCCACGCUGAAGCCGAAAGUAACGCCUCGUCCCACGCCCCGCCGCAAACGCGUGAGUGGGACGAAACGCCGGCCUAGGCCGAGUCAACCCACCCCGCGACCGCACAGAGCCAGAGAAGGACCACAUUCCAUAUCGCUAUUGGAAAUCGGUCCGGUGUCGCGGCGCAGCGAAGGCUCGUCGCGAACGGAACGAAGCAACUUCCUCACUUCCCCCAUUUUGGGGAGUCCUAAAAAGUCAGCCAUGAAGGAUCCAACAGCCAGAAAGUCUACGCGGAAGACGGAGUCCAUCAAAUUCGAUCUGAGCAAUCUCGACGGCCACGAACGAUCGUCCGACCUCAUAAUGUUCGAUGACACUGAAAAAGAUGAUAGCGUGUCCCAAGACGAUUUGACCUUGCACUACUCAGAAUCGUCAGUCACCAUGUCGCCCUCGCCGAAAAAGAAUUCGCGCUCGAGUAAAAUACUAGAGAAGAGCCUACGAUCCUCAAAUAGUAUAAACACUUUGUCUCCAAGGCAUAUUUCGUCGGAGCGGAGUACUUUGGAAGCGACUGCACUGGAAAAGACCUCGUCAACUCUCGGUCGAUCGCCGAAAAAGUCGCUCCGCGGAAGCAUCAUCCUAAAGAAAGCACUAGAAAAUUCCCGGGCAGCGUACAAAGCGUCGAGAAGUAGAGUUUCAGACCAGAGUUACGCAACUGCUGGGUCUCCGAGAGCUAGCAUCAGGCAGACGGAGACAUACUCCGUAGUGGAUCUCGUGUCCCUAGAUUCUGAUAGCUCGAGAUCCGUGUACGGAUCUACAGCCACUUUUGAAUCUCCACAAUCAAUUACAUCGCAGUCAAUCCGAAAAACACGCUCUGGCAAACUGUCAUUGCUAGCUUCGAGUACGCCGUAUCAUGGACAAGCGAAGGGCAGUCCAAGGGACGUGGAAAGUGACAAAGAAACUUCAAGAAACAAGACCAGGGGCCGCAGUUCGGUUUCGGACGCUUCGAGCACGGGAAAGAAAUCGUCGCUGUCUAUAGUUUCCGUCCGGAGCGAGCCAAACCAAACAAACAUAAGCGACAAAUCGAAGAAGACCACCAGAAGGUCCGCUUCCCUGACGACACCCGAAAAUUCUUAUUGGAGUUUGUCUCUGAAUACUACUAAAGCGACUCGUGCGUCUAAAAGCCGGUCUCGUAUUAAUGACAGUGAUUUACUGUUGCUCGAUGACGAAGAUGACGCGUCGCCACGGUCGUCGCGCCGCCGCUCGGGCCAUACGCCCCGAAAGAAUAUUUCCAUCGUGACAGAAUCUCCCUCCUCCGAUGGAGCCAAAGAUGGCUGUGUCACACCCGAAAACGAGCACAGUCCCAAAGACCCGGGAACGCCGGUGCUAAAUAUACAGAAUCUUUUAGAUCAAUCUCUCGAUCGGAGCACACGCGUACGCAAUUCUCGAAAGCGUAAAACUAUCGGUCACAUAAGAUCAGUCAAACGACCGAACGUAGCGAGAGCGAAGUCUUUCACUCAAACUAGGUCUAAGAAGAUGGACAGCUCCAAUGAUGAGGAUGGUAUUGUUACACCAACAAGUGAUGUAAAGCUGGUGCCCGAAGCUGUGAAGAAUAAACACUCCACUGCCAAGAAACCUCAAUCAAAACGCUCCUUGAUUGACACGUUAGACGAGUCAGAUGUUGUAAAGCAAUUAUUCAGUAGCCCAGUGAAAAGAAAUCUAUCGCGAAGCAUGAGCGAUUUUACUUGGCGGGACGAUGAGAAACCAGUGACCAGACAUACUAUAGCCCUGACUGGCAGGUCUCUAAACACGUCAGGACUGUCCGUUCUAGAUGAUUCUGCUCAUAUUGCGCCGGAGGUGUUUGUGAGUCCAUUAGGUACUCCAAACGUCAGUCCCAAUCUCUCUGGCGUGAAGCGUUUGUUCACAAGAGGAACUAGAAACGAUUUGAGCGAUGUCCGAGGGGUGAAGGCGCUGUUGAAAACGCCCCGAGCGCGGAGGUCGAUCGGCAAUGACCUCACUAGAGUGUCCGGUGUUAAGAAAACCUUCGCCCGAUCACCCAAAAAUCGCCUUAGCGAUGUCAGAGUAAAGGAGCUAUUCGUGCCGUCGCCGAAAAACGACUUACGCCGCGUCUCCGGAGUAAAAUCUCUUUUCCAAUCGGUCGAAACGAGACAAAUGGCGUCGCCCAACUUACAAAAUAUCCGCGGUCUUUUCAAGCGCACUCCUCGCAACGAGCUAGUCAACGUCUCCGGGGUGAGGGCCCUAAAGAGAAGGUCGCCAAGGAACGACUUGGCAGACGUUGAAGGAAUCGAUCAGCUUUUCGAGGAACCCGCCUCGGGCGACGUGAGCGGCGUAGAACUACUACAAGAGCAGGAAGAUGCCGAUUCUACGUUCGAUCGGCUGCUCGGCAAACCGAAACUGAAGUCGUACGGCAAGUCGAAGAGCAUGACGACAUUCAGCAACGCGAAACAGAAGCGUGCCGCGAAAUCACUGCACGAUUCCAUUGACGCGAUAACCACCAACGUCGAGGAGUGGCUUCAAGGCCAGCUACAGAAGAGCGCGAGUAAAAAAAAUUCUGGAAACGCCUCGCGCGAGUUGCAGAAGCUAUCUACCGCUACAGUGGAAGGGGUUGCGCCCGUUUUAACAUCGCGAUCUCGAUCCAGCACUUUCGCUAAGGACCAGAGCACCUUGCCUAUCAAGAAGCGAUCCAUAGCGUCCUUGAGCCAAAACAGCAAAGCAGAAUUGACGCGUAGCAGGGCAUCUCUAGGUCGAAGCAAGGCGGAGAUAUCUGUGAGUCGUAGAAGCAACGAACCGUCGACGCGCAAGAGUCAAGGAAACCCUUCAAAACGUACAAGUAAAGGAGAAUCUUCUUUGAGUCGUAGCAAAGCUGAGAAAUCGAGGAAUAGUAAGGCGGAGGCGUCGUUGAACAAGAGUAAAAAACAGAGUAACGAAACGAGCCAAAGUAAACCCGUAGAAACUGCGACUUUACGAUUGCCGAUCAAGAAACGCGUAGUCGUACAUUCUACGCCUGUGAAGGGUGUAAAUGCAACGCUGAAUACAACAGCACUCGCCCGUAUGUCGCCCAUCGCUGCUAUAGAUCCACCUUCUAAAACUUCUAUGGCAACACUUAAUGAGCCUAAAAAACCUGCUGGCAAAAGUAAGAGAUCGCUGCAAAAACAAUUGCCGGAAAUUGUUGUGACCGCUCACUCACACAAAAACUCACCAAAGAAAGCGGAAGUUAAAAACAAAACUCCCACUCCGGUUCAACCACGCACAACACGAAGAAAAGCGGCAGAAACCAAAUUACCCACUGUGAUCAAAAGAAGGAAGUCUAUUACUAUCACCAAAAAACCACCUGUACUUAGUCCCAAACCAGUGACGCAGGUUUCAGAAAAACCGCCUUCUCCGAAACGAGGAAGAAGCACUCGUAAUAAAGUGGAAGAAAAACCAAAAACACCAGUCAAAAGCAGGGCUAAAGCGAGAAGAGCCAGUGUUGUUGUGAGUAAACCGUCUCCCAAACUGAAACCGAAAUCAGCUACACCGGCUAAACGAACCAAUAGAACUAGGAGGACUAAAGUCAUAGAAGAACCACCAAAAGAGACUCAAACGAGACAAUCUCGCAAGACUAAAGCGACAGAAAACGUAAGCAACGCCAGCAAAAAAACGAAAAUCGAGGUUGAAAAGUCUGUCGAAAAACAACCAGCAAAAUCUAGGACGAGAAAAACUCAAAUUGUUGAAGAAAUACCCGAAGAAACGGAAGUUAAAACUGCAAGACGAGGACGAAAAACUCGAGAGAUUAAAAAUAUAGAGGAACCUGCUAAAAGAUCACGAAAAACUAUCAACAGUAAAGUAGAAGACAAAAGCACUAGCAAAAACAGUCCCAUCAAAAGUCCAGUAAAAUCUGCACCUAAACGUAGCAGAAGAGGUCAAACGAAUGUUACAAAUGUAGAAGUUAGUAAAACACAUGAGCAGCCAAAACCUAGAAGAGGCCGCAAGAAUGAAACGACUACAGAAGUCGUGGAAGUCAAAAAAGGUCGUAAGACGCGAGCGAAUGAAAGUGUAGUACAAACACUAGCAACAGAAGCUGCACCUAAAAGAGCCAGAACUGCAAAAGCUGAAGUAGUUGCCGAAGCGAAACCAGUCAGAGGCAGGAAAACUGCAGCUACCCAACCCAAAGAGGAAUCGAAAGGCAGGAGAAGUAAGAAGAUCACUAUCGUAGAAGGAACUAUCGAGAUUCCGCAGAGAGGUCGUCGCACAAAAACGCAAUCGACCUCAGAAGACAAAAAUACGUCAAAAAAAGGUGGCAAGCAAAAUGCUGAAUCACCCGCGCCUAAAGGCAGAGCCACAAGAAAUGCUGUGAAGGUGGAGCCUAGUACCGGAAGAAGCAAGAAGGCCACGAAUGCGCCUGCAAACAAAACUGCACCUGCAAGUACGAGCAAUCGCAAACGAAAGUCGAAUGAACCCGUCGCCAAAGUAGCUGAGACCGCCAAGCGACGCAAACUGCCAGCAAAGGAAGCAGAGGAGCCAAGGAGUACUCGUAGCCGGCGAAGAUAAUGACAACGCUGCUAAUAGAACUGGUGCACAUGUGCAGCACACUGCACAAUAGUCUCAAUGCGAGAAGAAAGUGAAUAUGUGGUGUGUGUAAUAUAUUUUGGCAUUAAAAAACUAUAGAAUAGAGAUUAUAGAAGAAAAUUAUGUGGAGGCAUUGACUGCUUAACGAUUAUAACUAGAAAAAUGGUGAUUCAUUUUGUGCUUUUAUAUUGUCAUUUUUAAUUUUAUUUGUUUGGUGAAUAGUAUUAGAUUCUGGAAUUCAUCAUGACUAUACUUUGUAGUUUUAACAGUUCUACAAUAUAAUGGUACUAAUUGAAAUGUUCAAUACUAUUAUUUUAUAGUGAUUAUGGAGUAUAAUAGUGAUUAGUGAGUCUAUUAUUUUUAUUCCAGUUUAGAUGUAAAUUUUAUUUUGGAGUGUUAGUUUUUAGUAUUAUUAUUUUAAACUGUAUUGGCAUUGUAAUGGGUAAACUUCACUGACCUCCAUUAUACAAGACGUAUGUUGGACUUAUGAUACCUUUUGUAAUGACAGCUAUUUUUUGUGCCUAUUUGAAGCGGAAUCAGCGCCCCCAAUGCUGGGGAAGAGAACUACAUCUGACGUAUAUUGCAAAUGGCCACUUAAUCGUUAUUGGUUGUCAUCACUAGUAUUAGUUCCAA